UUUGAUCUGGAAACCGAAACAUCACAAGAAAUAGUUAUCAUCAUCACGGACGAAAAAGGGCUUUGGUGGCUGUGCUAUCGUUUUCCAUCGGUAAUCGGGCUAGUAUCCCGGGUACUGGCAGGAUAAUUUGUGACCUAUCGACGAGUUUGGAAGUUCCGCGCGUAGUUCCGUACGGCACCCGCAUUUCGCAUCGCAGUCGCCGUCAUGGCCUCAAUUUUCGACCAAUACUCAUCCGCGCUGAUAAGAGAAAAGUCGGUGGAUGAAGAUGCCAACGCAGGGCCCAAAACAUCCGGCUACGUCAGCGUGCGUACGCGAAAGGACGUUCCGAUAUUCAGCAAGCAGAAGAUGAACCUAAAUCUACCGUCCAACAUCAUGCACAUGAAGGUGCAGAACAACUGGCUGAUCAUACUUAUGACCAACUCGACGAUUUUGCGUAUGAAUUUGAUGCAUCCCGACAAAUUCACCGAGGUGCCCAUCGACAAGUUUAUCGGCGGGCUGCGUCCGUCCAGCAUCUAUGUUGAUCCGCUCGGUGUCCACACGUUGCUGACGUUCUUGCCCAAGUCGACCGGAUUUUCGCCGGAAUUGAUGUAUCUACCGCGCGGUAGCUUCAAACCAAAGUUCAUCUCCAAACUGAAGGAUCAGGACAUCACGGCUGUCGCGUUCAACCACCUGAAUAGCUCGGAAACGAAUACGGGGCCUAUCCUGCUGGGUACUGCCCACGGUGUCAUCUGGGAGACGGAAAUUGGUAUCGAGAGUGGAGAUAAGCUCGCGCAGUACAACGUCAAGCCGGUAUCCGACAUUGGCAAUGCGAUCACCGGGCUCGAGUUUUUCGUCAAAGCGGAUAGCCGAACCGUGAACUGCAUCAUUCUGGUGCUAACGGCCGAUCAUUUGUACAAGUUUCACAACUCCCAGUCGGGUGUUAGCGCAGCACAAGAAAUCCGAACAGCUGGUUUCCUUCAGACUGUUUUCAACUAUCUUUUGAAAAAAGAACCUAUCGGUGCCACCGAUACGAAUCAGUUGCCAAAGCUAGCGUUCAACUACGAGAAAGAUUGUCCGAAGAGCUUCAGUUAUCUAACGGAGGACGCUGUCUCGUACCAGGAGAUCGAGCCGUCUAUGAGUCAGCAGCACUUCAGAGUGCAGAUGGAGCUGAUAACCAACCCGAAAGGGCACGAAAUGCCUCCUCCAACCAGUUCGCAUAAGGUGACACCGAAGAGGACCUGCCCGAUCUCUUUUGUGCUGACUGACUUCCACGUGCUGCUGCUAUAUGCCGAUCAUGUCGCUGCUGUCUCGUUGCUUGACCAUCAAGUCGUGUACGAAGAGUAUUUUGUCGAACAGUACGGGCGCUUGAUCAAUAUAGUGAAGGAUAUACGUUUGAAUGUUAUUUUUGUAUACAGCAAUAAGAUGAUAUUCCGAUAUAAGAUUGUUGACGAGUCUCGGAACGCCUGGAAGCUUUAUGCGGAUCGGCAAAAGUUCGAUCUAGCGCUACAGUAUUGCAACAAAAACCCUGCGCACCGUGAUAUCGUGCUCGUGAAGCAGGCUCAAUCGUACUUCUACGCAGGGAACUACUUCGAAGCCGCUCGUAUCUUUUCGGAAACCACGCUCGGUUUUGAGGAGGUUUGCCUUAAGUUCAUGCAGGUCGAUGGAAACGAAGCGUUGCUGUUGUAUUUACGCAACCGACUGAGCCAGCUCAAGCCACACGAGAAAACGCAAAUCACGAUGUUAAUUGUGUGGAUCGUACAGCUGUAUCUGGUACAAAUCUCGCACGUCAGCGCUGUAUCGGCGGAGCUGGCGCAAGAGCUACAGCAAGAGUUUGACGCCUUUAUGAGCAAUAAGACGGUGAUACAGUGCGUGCGCAAGAACCGCAACUCCAUUUAUGAUUUAAUGUCGUCAUACGGUGACACACACAAUUUGACUGCUCUCACCACGAUUAAUCAGGAGUAUGAAUCGGUCAUCAAGCAGUACAUCAAUCAGAACCGCUACGAAGAGGCGCUAGUCGUGCUGUCCGUGCAAGCAAAUGCGGAGCAAAUCUACAAGUUCGCGCCGAUAUUGAUGGAGGUGCUGCCCAAGCAAACGGUAGACAUGCUCAUUGCGCGUGGCCAUUCGCUGUUGUAUCCGGUGAAGCUGAUGCCGACGCUGCUGCAGCUGGAUUCGAAGGAGCAGGCCCAGCAGGCGGUGCGCUACCUAGAGUACAGAAUUCAUUCGCUAGGCUGCACGGAGCGUUCGAUACACAACUUUCUGAUUCAGCUCUACGUGACAUACUAUGCUGAUCAGUUGCUCACAUUCCUCGAAUCGCAGGGCAAGGAGAUUACCCUCGUGAAUUACGAUCCGCACUAUGCGUUGCGCCUGACCCUGAAGCACGGCAUCAUCCAGGCGAGCGUAUUCCUGCAGUGCCUGCUGGAGAUGUGGAUACCGGCAGUACAGCUGGCGCUGACGCUGGAGGGAACCUCAGGGCGUCAGCUCGCUCGUCAGACAGCCGGGCAACCGUUCGAUCGGGACGUGCGCAAGCGCAUGUGGUUGAUCAUUGCCGAGCACGAGAUUAAGCGUCUAGGUGAUGCAGAUGUUCAGCAAGCCCUCACCAUUCUCAACGAGUGCGACUUGCUACGCAUCGAAGAUUUAUUGCCCUACUUUUCGGACUUUCAAAAAAUAGACCACUUUAAAGAGGCGAUCUGCACCUCACUAAAAGAAUACAAUCGAAAGAUACAAGAGCAACGGAAAGACAUGGAGGAGUCUUCAAAGUCGGCCGAAAAAGUGCGGAGCGAGCUGCAAAAGUUCCGCAAUCGGUCGGUCACGCUUGGCGUUUCUGAUCAGUGCGAUAUCUGUUACAGUGUGUUGCUAGCUCGACCGUGCCUGGUGUUCCACUGUGGUCACAAAUUCCAUGCAGAUUGUCUGGAACAGCGAGUUAUACCACUGCUGACUCCCGAGCAAGCUAAACGAUUGAAGAUGCUGAAGCACACGCUGGCCAGCGCGCAAAACUUUGCCGACAAUGUCAGUGCGGCCGGCAGUGCCCCGCCCACAAUCUCUCACAAAGAGAAGCUGAAGAGCGAGAUAGAAAACAUCCUAUCGCAGUGCUUGUACUGCGGCGAAUUAAUGAUAAGUAGCCUUGAUAAGCCGUUUGUCCAGAACUGGCAGCAGGCGGACAGCGAAUGGGAUUAAGGCAAAUCGAACUAGUCAGAGUUGAUCCAAUGGUGUUAUCAAAAGCUGAUAUAGUUUCACUAGGUGUUUGUCUCGGCGAAGGUUUGCCUUUGUUUAACCGUAAGGAAUUUUCCAGUAUACACAUCAACAAGCAUGCAGCAUGAAGCAUUAAUACAAAAUUUAAAUGUUAAGGCAUACCUCCAUAGUUGAAGCUGCUACUCCAAUGGGCUGGAAUGUUUUUGCAUUAAUCAUCGUUCCUUGGACGUGUGCGCAAUAAAAUGAUUUCGCCGUCACUAUAUCUACUAUAUAUCUAAAAUCUAAACCUUGCGGAUACAUAGGCAGACACCAUGUUUCCAAUAGACCAUGUUGGAUGUAAUCGUAAAAAUAACGGAUAUUGUACGACAUCCAAUCCAACGGAUAAAUAGAUAUUCUCAUUGUUAAACAUUGCGCGACAUCUAAUGCAAUUAAACCGAUCCGACGAAUAAAUAUAAAUGCAGCAUACU
Anopheles darlingi is the source of this 3635-nucleotide messenger RNA. It is a transcript of the gene dor, whose product is annotated as vacuolar protein sorting-associated protein 18 homolog. Gene Ontology annotation, cellular component: HOPS complex; endosome. Gene Ontology annotation, biological process: lysosome organization; endosome organization; organelle fusion. NCBI's taxonomy places the organism in Eukaryota, Metazoa, Arthropoda, Insecta, Diptera, Culicidae. The coding region runs from base 205 to 3153 and encodes 982 amino acids. The transcript has 3 exons. Gene Ontology annotation, molecular function: protein-macromolecule adaptor activity. The record is from RefSeq and is a predicted model, not a curated record.